This is a messenger RNA of Syngnathoides biaculeatus (alligator pipefish), 6257 nucleotides long. Its product is annotated as C2 domain-containing protein 2. Bases 2585 to 4264 code for a protein of 559 amino acids. The record is from RefSeq and is a predicted model, not a curated record. The transcript is spliced from 14 exons. Lineage: Eukaryota; Metazoa; Chordata; Actinopteri; Syngnathiformes; Syngnathidae.
GGUCCUUUUCUAAUUUAUUUAUUUUAGUGUGACCCUAAUACUCUGUAUAAACAUGAAUGUGAAAGCGACUUCCGGAUAAUUUAGGGUUUUUGAAGAUGUAUUAUUUUCAGUCCUAAACUAUCUAGUUCAACUUGUAGUCGCCUAAUUGUAUUUACAUGUAUGUAUAGGUGUUUUAAGAGCGCAAGAGUACCACAUGUGACUUCAGUGCGUAUGGAUGGGGGUAUGAUUACAUGCAGUUUUCUGCAUAAAUGUUUAUCUGCUGCAGUUCAAAGAUUGGUUCGUGCUUUUGCUGUUGUACCAGUUUUCGAGGUGUUAUGACCCUUAAAGAUUCUUUGCUUCACGUCAUGCACUUUUUUGCCUUUAUAUAUAACUCGGGAGAUGUGGACAUGUUCAAAACUGUUUGAAUUGUACAGUUGUGAUGAGGACUGAUGCAUAUACCUUAUUGCUAUUCACUUUCUUCACACCAAUUUAUUACAUGAACUUUAUUACUGUAGUACCUUAAUGUAACAGCAGCACAUAUCAAACAUCAAUGUACACCAAAACGUCUCAGGUUGUUCAAGCAUUUCAAAAUACUGAUAUAGAGAGAAACCAGGUUACAGUCACUGCUAAUUUAUCUUCCUAAAUAUUAAUUAGCUGAUAAUGAUGUGUUUGUACAAUUUAAGCAGGUCUGAUUUUGCACGUUGUACCAACUAGAAAUUCGUUCUCAUCGAAAGUGGCAUUGAUUGAGAAGUUGUUUGUGGUCCUCUACUUUGCAGAGUAUUUGACUGGAGCUCGUGAAUCUUUGAUGUGUGUCACUAACUUUUUUUUUUUUAAUCUUUUGAUUAAUAGGUCAUCAUGGGUUAUUAAUUUACAAGGCAUCAAAGGCAUAGCUCCAUUCAGUUCAGGUACUACUGAGUAAUGUAGUGGACUUCUUGAUACUGUGUAAGAGAUUUAAAGGGAGGUGCUACAGUGCCGGGAAAAAGUAUUGCCCCCUUCUCAACUUCUUACGUUGACAUGGUUUCCCACUACACUUACAGAUCAUCAAACAUGUAACUAGACAAAUAGAACCCAAGUGUGCUGUUUUUAAAUGAUUUCAUUUAUUAAGGGGAAAACAAAAACACUCUUGGGAAAGUCCACCACUAUUUCCAUUUUUUUUUUUCCAUGUGAGGAUAAUGGCUCUCUCCGUGGUUCACUGGAAUCUUAAUUUUUUAGAUAUGGCUUUUGUAACCCUUUCAGGACAGAUCCAUCCAUGUAUUUUCUGAUCAGUUUAUCCUCACAAGCGUCGCAGGAGUACCGCCGCCUAUCCCAGCUGUCAUUGGGCAGGAGGCAGAGUACACCCUUAACUGGUUGCCAGCCAAUCGCAGGGCAUAUGGAAGGCAGAUAAUAGUUGCACUCACAAUCACACCUAGGGGCAAUUUAGAGUCUCCGAUCCACAUAUGUUUUUGGGAUGUGGGAGGAAACCCACACAUGCAUGGGGGAACAUGCAAACCCUACACAGGUGGGGCUGGGAUUUGAACCACAGUCCUCCAGAACUGUGAAGCCAACGAUCUACCGGACUGGUAGAUGUCAAUUACUUUUAAUUCUCGACUGCUGUCGUGACAUUUUGUUGCAGCUUUAUUUUAGAUCUUUUGUCUGACUUUCUAAGUGUUUUUUUUUUUUUUUUUAAACUGAACAGGUCUCGAGGUAGGAUUGGACGUAAUCAGUGGAAAACCCAAAAAUGUGAAUUGCCACAAUUAAUUGAUUUCACAAGGGUGUAAAAUAGAAGAGCAUUUAUUUCUUUAGUUUUCAUAUGUCGCUGCCAUAGAUAGAUGAACAAAGAUACGUUACUUGUCAAUAAAUAUUUUGACCAAUUGAGUGAAAUUUGAUAAUUUUCCAUGGCACACCAGAAGAGCUCUCAUGGCACACAAAUGGUCCACGACACAUUGGUUGGGGAUCAUUGUGUUGGAUUAUCUUAAAUUGGGGGCAAACUCCAAAUUGUAAGAAUUUGAGAAGGUGGCCAAUACUUUUGCACUGCACCUUGUAGAAGUUCUGCCGGUUUACCAUUUACGCAUUUGCAUUCAUUAUGAUAAAAAUGAGUGCAAACAAAUAACAAUAGAAAAUGUGCCAUUAAUAUUGGAUACUUACCUGAUAAUAGAUAAUGUAACAAUUCUGGACCUUGGCUUUCCUCAUAUCUACUAGACUUGAAACUGAUAACAAGAAACAUGGUGAACGCUAAUUUGAUAUCCACAGGCUACCACCGUGAGUGACUGCCUUCCUCGUGUGACUAGUGUUUGUUCAAGCAAAAGUUUAUACGACUUAAUGCUUUUUUAAUAAUAUUAGGUGGCACGAUAACUUUACUCAGGUGGUAACAUCAGGAACCGUGAGGCACUCUAAUUCUCAUGAGUAUCUCCAACUAAGGGCAACAGGGUUGGAGACAACCGUAGGAGAGGAUCAUGCGGCGAACGAGGAAGCCGCCUCUCUGCUGGGUUGGGCGCUGUCACUGAAGAGCUGGAAAAGUCAGUGGAGAGGAGCAUGGUGCAAGGCUUUAAAUUCCCAGUCAAGGGAGAGUAGUGGGAUUCCACUUAUUCUGACCUUCAAUGAAGAUGAUGUCGACCCAACUGAGCUCAUGGUCAGCCAAGUGUCCAGCUUUAAGAAAUCUGGCCAAAACAAGGCUGCUUGCUGUUGUGUGGUCGGUGAGAAGCUUCAGUUCUCUCUUGGUGUGUCCACAGCCACAUCCUUUUCAGCAGAUCCUUGUAAAUAUGCAGUGUGUAUAUCCCCACUGGAGCUGGAGCUUGAGCUACAGUUACAAGAAGCUGAAGAUCAGGUCAGAGUGAGCUGGAGAAUUUCUCACCUGGAGACAGAUAUGAUGCAUGUAACACCUAAUUUGAUCCAGGACAAUGUCAGCACUUCCUGUGUGGCAACAGUGAAAGAGCAGUUGAGGCACAUACUGUGUUCGACUCGACCCUUUGUGUUAAUUAGCUGCAAGCCUUCUCAGGCCUCUGAGGUCAAGCAGGAAACUUGCAACAAAGUGUUUUCACCCCCCAAACCUCCUCGCGCACAUGAAUGGAAACUGCUGGUGAAAAACAUUCGUGUAACGCUCAAUAAGCAGGAAGAUGCUGCAGGCAGUGUAAGUCCUAUGUGUAUACUGCAGUUAGAUGACCCUCCGCAGAAGUUUAAUACAUCCAUUUUGAAGAACACAGCCAAUCCUGCUUGGGAUCAGCCAUUUAUAUUUGAACUGAAUGGCCGAUCAAAAGAGCUUAAUAUUCUACUGGUGAAUGAUGGACAAUCUCAAGAGGAUAAUAUUCUGGGCCAGGUGUCAGUGACUUUUGACCUCGUUAGGAAGCAACCUAAAGGACAGCAAACAUUUUCACUCAUGACCAAAGAUGUAGUGACAGGAUCAGUUACUACUGAUUUUACCUACUUGGAUCCCAGUGAGGUAAGGUCCUGGCUGCCUCCAACCCCGGCCUCCGCCAAGAGAGUGGAGAUGGACCGUACUGUCAUGCCCUGCGGUACGGUGGUCACCACCAUCACCGCAGUCAAGAGCAAACCAGGCCGGUUGCUCCCUCCGGGACUCAGCAUUGAUUCGUCACAAAAAGCAAUGACCCACAAGUCCAAGCUUUCAGAACGGCGUGUUUCAGAGCAGACGUCAAUGCUGGGAUCAACAGUUAGCAAGGCCCUGUCUUCUUCAGACACCGAGCUGCUGAUGCUAAAUGGCACUGACCCCGUGGCUGAGGCGGCCAUCAAACAACUUCAUCAGUCUGCCAAGCAGAAGCUGAGGUCCCCAGUGAAGAAGAGUACCAUUAUCAUCUCUGGGAUUUCCAAGACACCAUUGUCCCAGGACGAUGAGUUGGCUCUAAUGGCAGGCUAUGCUGCAGCAAUGGAUGCUUCAAUGUCAGACGAAAGCUCCUCUCAGGACAUGACCACGGCAAUUGUGUCGGGGACCAGGAGUCCCCCAGACAGUUCAGAACCUGAGGAAGGUCCCAGUGGCGUGGGUUGUCCGCCCGAGAAUUGGGAGACGCACACGGGAGAAGAUUUAAAUCAUACCUCACUUUCCAUGUGUGUAUCGGAGGUCAGCUGCAAAAAGAGAAGAGGCAGCUUCCUUCAGAAGAGCGCCAAGCUGUUCUUCCGCCGGCGACACCAGCGCAAGGACCCCGGAAUGAGCCAAUCGCACAAUGACCUAGUCUAUUUGGAGUCUCCUGCCACCAUGGAGCGGGCCAGCAAAACCGCCACGCUCAGCCGCAUGCUCAGCCGCAAGAGCAGAAGCAAAGCCAAUGGCUCUGCCUCAGCUGGGCAACCACCUGCAUGACACCUCCUCCCUCUUUGACAACUACCACCUCAAACUUGGACUGUGUACAACAUUCAUGGGAUUUAUGUCUUCCAAUGGUUGCCCAAGCAUCAUGUGUGACAAAAACUGAGCCGAUGCAAGUGUGCGCGAGUGGGCAUAUCAUGGUUUUUCAGAGCAUAGUAAUUUGCAUGUUUCCUCAGUUUGGUUUUCUGCAGCAUUCUCAAACUGCUUGUGUGGCCUUGGUACCGGCUGAAGGGACUGAUGUGGGCCUUCGCCUCUACCUCCCGGAUGUUGAGUAUAAAAUGUAAACCAUCCCUGCUGUGAACCAUGGUUUACGUGCAAUGGAUCAACAAAUCCAAAGAUGAAGGUCAGACUGGUAUUUGUGGAUUUGCACAGUUUUCAAUUUCUUUUCUAUUUUGGUGCAAUGACUGUUCCAAAUAUUCACAAAGGGAGAUGAGGCAUUGCGAGUGAGCAUAAGUUAGCAAUAUGAUGACCGGUAGGUACUUCUUUGCACAAGUACUUCGAAAUAUGGUAUUUAAACAUGUUUGAAUUCAUAGUUAUUUCUUUUAAUCCAAAAUCAGUACAUCAAAUGUGAGUGAUUUGCAAGAUACGGAAAAAUCUGUAAAGAAUCAAAAUCAGUCUCAGGCAUUACAAGUAGUUAGAAUGAAAUAGCAAAAUUAAUUUUCAAGAUAGUGGCACAAUAGACGACUAGUGCGCACAAUUGCCUCACAGUUCUGAGGACCAGGGUUCAAAUCCCUACCGUGCCUGCGUGAGUUACCUCCGGGUACUCCGGUUUCCUCCUCCAUCCCAAAAACAUGCAUGAUAGAUUGAUUGAAGAUUCUUAAUUGCCCAGAGGUAAGAAUGUGUGUGCGAAUGGUUUAUAACUGUCCUGUGAUUGGCCGGCGACCAGUUCAGGGUGACACUCACCCAAAGAUAGCUGGGAUUGGCUCGAGCACACCCGCAACCCAAGUGAGAAUAAGCAGUUAAAUCUUUUCUUCUUUUCCUUUCGCCACAGCGUGUCAUCUUAGAUGAACGCAUAUUAGUUUGGCACAGUUUUACGCCGGAUGCCCUUCCUGACGCAACCCCUCUGCAUCUCGGCGGGGAGAGAAGCUUACAGCACCUGGUAUUCCCAGGUGGUCUCCCAUCCAAGUACUAACCAGGGCCAAACCCACUUAGCUUCCGAGAUCUGACUAGAUCGGGUGUUCUCAGGGUAGCGUGGUCGUAAGCCAAUAAGCAGUUAGAUAAUAUACGUUAUGUAUCCUAGAUACAAACUCACAACACUUGUGAUAAUGUGUUUUGAAGAAUUCCCAUGUAUUGAGUCUUCCCAAAACAUUAUUAAUGUACACUAAAAUGACCCUCGGUGACCUUCAACCUGCAACUGUGACAUACUCAACUCUGCUUUAUGUGUUUUGUAUGCACCAGUUUUCUUUUUAAUCCUAUACUUCCUUGGCUUGGUUAUUCAUUCGCAUCCACAAUGAAUUGUUUUUAAUGUUGUGUAUCUUGGAACAUUUAAUUUUCUCAAAAAGAAAUCCAGCUAAUGAUUGUAUUUUGGGGGAGGGGUGGCGGGGAUCUUGUAAGGUGUGUCGGCACACUGUUGUAACUACUGUUCUUCAUCUUCUUAUUAAGAUGCUAAACGAUGUGCAGCGCUUGCCUUACAGUAGUUCUGUAGAUUUUGGCACACAUGCGCUCCAAGCUCGUUCUUGGGCUCAGCUUUUGUCUCCCUUGUCAGCGCACUGGAGGAAGAGCUGACAGAUGGACGUUCAGCUUUGUUCAUAUAUCAUCCCCAAUGCCUCAUCAUGAUGCCUACGCACCUAAGGAAACUGCGACUUCACUGUUUAUCCCAGUGGAUAUUUCUAGGAACUCGUUUGCUUUUCAUGACAACAUUCCUCUGCGGAAAAUGGUUUGGGAGACUUCUGUGUCCUCAAUGGUAGGCUUACUGUGGACCCUUAUCCUAACACAGUAUAUGCUCUACUAGCAGUGAGUACUGCUUCUUGAAAAUAAAGGUUGUUUUGAA